This is a messenger RNA of Penicillium verrucosum, 1302 nucleotides long. RefSeq names its product isocyanide synthase family protein. The transcript has 4 exons. Lineage: Eukaryota; Fungi; Ascomycota; Eurotiomycetes; Eurotiales; Aspergillaceae. Bases 1 to 1302 code for a protein of 433 amino acids. The record is from RefSeq and is a predicted model, not a curated record.
AUGCUAGCGACAGCAACAGUCGAAGUCUCUGCUCACCUAAAUAUAAUCCCUUUGGACUGCAUCACCUCUACUCCAAAGACACGAGUGUCUUUUCUCCCCAAACCACACCCAGUCCCUCCCAAACCUGAAGUUGCCACCGACACUCAUCCAGAUGCACCGGAAAUAUGUCCCACAUCAACCCGCCUGAAGGCGGAAGAAAUAAUGAAUAUCGUGGAGCGCUAUGGUUCCCAUGAGCGCACAACCGCAGCCGGAGAAUGGCUGGGUCGGUCAUCGUUCACGCCGCGCGUGCAAACACACGUCGCAGCCAAUAGGGCGAUUCCUAUGGUUUUACCUGCUUUUCCAAUGAAGAGUAAUAACCGUAUGGACAAGGUGCUAGGUGCGCUUCCAGAUUUGGGGGAUGAGCUUGGGUUGGCGCGGUUGGUGAAUCUCUGCCGGGAUAUUAAGGCUGUUUACCCGCCUGGUGCGGUUGUGGUUAUUGUUACGGAUGGGAUUUGCUAUAAUGAUCUUACGGGAAUUUCUGAUGAGGAGGUCUGGGAAUAUGGGAAUCGACUGCGGAAGAUUGCUGUUGAGAAGGGAUAUGCUUGUAUCCAGUUCCACCGUAUUAUGAAUAUGCUGGGUCUUUAUACCAGUGCCCAGAUUUCCAAAUCGGAUUAUGUCAAGCUCUGUGGGUUAUCGAGGGCUGAACUUCAUCAACGAUGUGGACGGCCAGGCUUUGACGUCGAUAAGUUUUUGAAAAGUGAUGAGGAUUAUCUGAGGACUUACAAUGGAUACGACAAGUUCAUGAAAGUUGAUUUAAAAUUCAGCCCAGUGACCAGGGAUUGCGCUGGUCCUAAACAAUAUAAAAAGAGAAUCAAGAGUAUUGCAAAGGCCAUGAUCGUCCGGGGAGUGGAGUAUGCGGAGCUAGUACGCCAAAUUUAUCCCGACUCACUGCGUCUCUCUAUCCAUCCGUCGUCAGGGCAGACGAAGCUGUCUUGUCCCCUUAUCCCGCAGAAGGACUCGUUUUCCAUGAGUCCUUGGCACUGUAGUGUCGCAGUGACAACGACAGGGGAAUUCAUAACGGCUCACCAAUCUGCACAUCGGCAGAAGUUUGACCUUAUUAAGAAGGAAGGUCAACCAUAUUUCUUCCGUGAGAACUCACCGCUCUUCGUUUGGGAUACGAGAGUCGAGUUUGAGCAUCAUUAUGGCCAAAAUUUGGUUAUUAGGGCACAGAAACAGACUGAUCAAGAACUAUCGGACUCGGAUUUGGACAAGUUGGCCCUUUUGGCAAUCCAACAGAAGAGUGUGUCCUUUAUGUCUGUAUAA